UCUCUUUUAGAAAACCCACUUUACGAAGGAAACAAAUCGACUCGUUUUUUCUUAAAUCCGCCAUAGAUCCAAACACACAACACCUUCAUAUCCGGGUUCGAAUCGUCCACCUCGAGCUUUUUUUACGCGUUUUGCAGCUUCUUCUUCUUCUUCUUUUAUCUCCUCUUGUCAUGCUGUUUCAAGCUGUUUAGGGCUCAAAAGUUUGAUUCGGGGAGAAAAUUGAAAUCCUUCUUUAGGAUUUUGUUUUUGUGAAAUAUGGCUAGGGUUUAUAGUAAUUGGGAUAGGCUUGUUCGUUCUACUUUAAGAAGAGAGCAGCAGAGGAAUACAGGUCAACAAGCUCAUGAGCGUGUUAAUAGCGGACUUGCUGGAGCAGUUCCUCCUUCACUUGGUCGAGCUACGAACAUCGAUGCUAUCUUACAAGCUGCUGAUGAGAUUCAGUCUGAGGAUCCUAAUGUCGCUAGAAUUCUAUGUGAGCAAGCGUAUUCUAUGGCACAGAACUUGGACCCUAACAGUGAUGGUAGAGGUGUUCUUCAAUUCAAAACUGGUUUGAUGUCCGUGAUUAAGCAAAAACUUGCCAAGAGAGAUGGUGCUUCAAUAGACCGCGAUCGUGAUAUUGAACGACUAUGGGAGUUUUACAAACUUUAUAAAAGACGGCAUAGAGUGGAUGAUAUCCAAAGGGAAGAGCAAAAAUGGAGGGAAUCAGGAACAAAUUUCUCGUCAAAUGUUGGGGAGAUUUUGAAGAUGAGGAAGGUCUUUGCCACAUUAAGGGCCUUAAUUGAAGUGUUAGAGGUCCUAAGCAGAGAUGCAGAUCCAGAUGGUGUUGGGAGAUCUAUAAGGGAUGAGCUUGGGCGAAUUAAAAAAGCUGACGCAACUUUGUCUGCGGAACUUACACCUUACAACAUUGUCCCUCUAGAAGCGCAGUCCAUGACGAAUGCAAUUGGGGUUUUCCCUGAAGUGCGUGGUGCAGUACAGGCGAUCAGAUAUACUGAACAUUUCCCUAGGCUUCCCCAUGAUUUUGAGAUUUCAGGACAACGCGGAGCAGAUAUGUUUGAUUUAUUGGAGUACAUUUUUGGGUUUCAGAGAGACAAUGUAAGGAACCAACGGGAGCAUCUGGUUCUCACACUUUCAAAUGCACAAUCUCAGCUUAGUGUACCUGGCCAGAAUGACCCAAAAAUUGAUGAGAAUGCAGUCAAUGAGGUUUUCUUGAAGGUUUUGGACAACUACAUCAAGUGGUGCAAAUACUUGAGGAUACGCCUUGUGUACAACAGGUUAGAAGCCAUAGACCGGGACAGGAAGCUGUUUCUUGUUUCUUUGUACUUCCUAAUCUGGGGUGAAGCUGCUAAUGUCCGGUUUCUUCCAGAGUGUAUAUGCUAUAUAUUUCACCAAAUGGCCAAGGAAUUAGAUGCUAAAUUGGAUCAUGGAGAAGCUGUCCGUUCUGAAAGUUGCUUAACUGAGAGUGGUUCUGUAUCAUUUCUUGAGAAAAUUAUCUGCCCUAUAUAUGAUACAAUGUCAGCGGAAACUGUUCGAAACAAUGGUGGGAAAGCUGCACAUUCUGAAUGGCGGAAUUAUGAUGACUUCAAUGAAUAUUUUUGGACACCUGCUUGCUUUGAGUUAAGCUGGCCUAUGAAAACAGAGUCACGCUUUUUAAGCAAACCUAAAGGGCGGAAAAGGACGGCUAAAAGCAGCUUUGUUGAGCAUCGGACAUACCUUCACCUUUUCCGAAGUUUUAUCCGACUUUGGAUCUUCAUGUUUAUUAUGUUCCAGUCUUUGACGAUUAUUGCCUUCAGGAAAGAGCGUCUUGAUAUAGAUACUCUCAAGAUCUUACUCAGUGCUGGGCCUACAUAUGCUAUUAUGAACUUCGUUGAAUGUCUUCUUGAUGUUAUGCUUAUGUAUGGCGCCUACAGCAUGGCAAGAGGAAUGGCUAUAUCCAGGCUGGUUAUCCGGUUUAUUUGGUGGGCCGCGGGAUCAGUAUUUGUGGUAUAUGUCUAUGUGAAGGUUCUGCAAGAAAGAAAUAAACCAAACCAAAAUGAGUUUUUCUUCCACUUAUACAUUCUAGUAUUGGGUUGUUAUGCCGCUGUUCGCGUCCUCUUCGGACUUUUAGUCAAACUUCCAGCGUGCCAUUCUCUGUCAGAAAUGUCAGAUCAAUCUUUCUUCCAGUUUUUUAAGUGGAUUUAUCAGGAACGAUACUUCGUUGGACGUGGGCUCUAUGAGAAUUUAAGCGAUUAUUGCAGGUAUGUGGCGUUUUGGUUGAUUGUCUUGGCCUCCAAGUUCACAUUUGCAUACUUUCUCCAGAUCAAACCACUCGUUAAGCCCACCAACACUAUCAUUGAUCUUCCUAAAUUCCAAUAUUCGUGGCAUGAUAUUGUCUCAAAUAGUAACGAUCAUGCGUUGACCAUUGUCAGCUUGUGGGCUCCUGUUGUGGCGAUAUAUCUUAUGGAUAUUCAUAUAUGGUACACACUCUUGUCUGCGAUCAUUGGUGGUGUGAUGGGUGCAAAAGCUCGUCUAGGGGAGAUACGCUCCAUUGAGAUGGUUCAUAAGCGUUUUGAGAGUUUUCCAGAAGCUUUUGCCAAGAACCUUGUCUCUCCUGUUGUGAAAAGAGUACCAUUAGACCAACAUGCUUCUCAGGAUGGUCAGUAUAUGAACAAGGCAUAUGCUGCAAUGUUUUCGCCGUUUUGGAAUGAGAUAAUAAAAAGCUUGAGAGAGGAAGAUUACAUCAGUAACAGGGAGAUGGAUUUACUUUCUAUUCCCAGUAACACGGGGAGUCUUAGACUAGUCCAGUGGCCCUUGUUUCUUCUCUGUAGUAAGGUGGUGGAAAGAAUUUUUUUGGAGAUCAGCAACAGUAUGCAAGAGGGUUCCCUUGCUAUAACUCUUAAUCUUAAGAAGCUUCAGUUGGUAGUUUCCAGAUUCACUGCAUUAACGGGGCUUUUGAUUCGACAAGAAACUCCAGAUCUUGCAAAAGGUGCUGCAAAAGCUAUGUUUGAUUUUUACGAGGUGGUGACGCAUGAACUUCUUUCUCAUGAUUUGAGGGAGCAGCUUGAUACAUGGAAUAUUUUAGCACGGGCACGUAAUGAAGGGCGCCUCUUUUCUAGGAUAGAGUGGCCUAGGGACCCAGAAAUUAUUGAGCAGGUCAAGCGGCUACACCUUCUUCUCACUGUGAAGGAUACUGCUGCCAACGUCCCAAAAAAUCUUGAGGCAAGAAGAAGAUUGGAGUUUUUUACAAAUUCCUUAUUUAUGGAUAUGCCCCAAGCAAGGCCCGUUGCUGAAAUGGUACCAUUCAGUGUCUUCACCCCGUACUACAGUGAGACUGUGCUCUAUAGCUCCUCAGAACUGCGAAGUGAGAAUGAGGAUGGGAUAUCUAUUCUUUUUUAUCUUCAGAAAAUAUUUCCUGAUGAAUGGGAGAACUUCUUGGAGAGGAUUGGUAGAUCCGAUUCAACAAGAGAUGCAGAUCUUCAAGAAAGUUCAACUGAUGCUUUGGAGCUUCGAUUUUGGGUAUCUUAUCGAGGGCAGACUUUAGCAAGGACUGUGCGAGGUAUGAUGUAUUACCGAAGGGCUUUGAUGCUUCAGAGUUUCUUAGAGAGACGGGGCUUGGGAGUGGAUGAUGUCUCUCUGACCAAUAUGCCACGUGGGUUUGAAGCAUCACCUGAAGCACGAGCUCAAGCAGACCUGAAAUUUACGUAUGUUGUGUCAUGCCAAAUUUAUGGGCAACAGAAACAGCAAAAGAAACCAGAGGCUACUGAUAUAUCACUUUUAUUGCAAAGAUAUGAGGCACUCCGAGUUGCUUUCAUACACUCCGAGGAUGUUGGAGUUGAUGGAAAAAAAGAAUUUUAUUCUAAGCUAGUAAAAGCUGACAUUCAUGGAAAAGAUCAGGAAAUUUAUUCAAUUAAACUUCCUGGAGAUCCUAAACUUGGGGAAGGAAAGCCUGAGAAUCAAAAUCAUGCAAUCGUUUUUACGCGAGGAGAAGCUAUUCAGACCAUAGAUAUGAAUCAGGACAAUUACCUAGAGGAGGCAAUUAAGAUGAGAAACCUACUCGAGGAGUUUCAUGGAAAACAUGGAAUUCGACGUCCUACGAUUUUGGGGGUUAGAGAGCAUGUUUUCACGGGAAGUGUUUCAUCACUAGCGUGGUUUAUGUCCAAUCAAGAAACCAGUUUUGUGACUUUGGGUCAGCGGGUACUAGCAUAUCCACUUAAAGUUCGAAUGCACUAUGGGCAUCCAGAUGUGUUCGAUAGAAUAUUUCACGUAACUCGCGGUGGAAUCAGCAAAGCAUCCCGUGUUAUUAACAUCAGCGAGGAUAUAUAUGCUGGAUUUAACUCGACACUCAGGCAGGGGAAUAUCACCCACCAUGAGUAUAUUCAGGUCAGUGAAUUGCUUGCAUUAAUUAUGACCGUCCUUACUGUGUACGUCUUUUUGUAUGGAAGAGUUUAUCUGGCCUUUUCUGGUGCUGAUCGUGCAAUCUCAAGAGUAGCCAAACUGUCAGGUAACACUGCGUUGGAUGCUGCCCUAAAUGCACAGUUUUUGGUCCAGAUUGGAAUCUUUACUGCCGUCCCUAUGGUUAUGGGUUUCAUACUUGAACUUGGGUUGCUAAAGGCUAUAUUUAGCUUUAUAACUAUGCAAUUCCAGUUGUGUUCUGUCUUUUUCACAUUUUCCCUCGGGACAAGGACUCAUUACUUUGGGCGUACUAUCCUUCACGGUGGUGCAAAGUAUCGAGCAACUGGCAGAGGCUUUGUGGUUCAGCACAUCAAGUUCGCCGAUAAUUACAGACUAUAUUCUAGAAGUCAUUUUGUUAAAGCUUUUGAAGUAGCUCUACUGUUAAUAUGUUACAUUGCUUAUGGGUACACGGACGGGGGUGCCUCUUCGUUCGUUUUGCUAACUAUCAGCAGUUGGUUCCUUGUAAUCUCCUGGCUGUUUGCACCCUAUAUCUUUAAUCCUUCUGGAUUUGAAUGGCAAAAGACUGUCGAAGAUUUUGAAGACUGGGUCAGUUGGCUGAUGUACAAAGGUGGAGUGGGAGUAAAGGGAGAGCUCAGUUGGGAGUCGUGGUGGGAGGAAGAACAGGCGCAUAUCCAAACACUAAGAGGAAGGAUAUUGGAGACGAUUUUGAGCUUGAGAUUUUUCAUGUUUCAAUAUGGCAUUGUGUACAAGCUCAAUCUCACUCAGAAAAAUACUUCACUUGCGCUCUAUGGCUACUCGUGGAUUGUAUUGGUUGUUAUUGUGUUCUUGUUUAAGCUUUUCUGGUAUAGCCCCAGGAAAUCGAGCAACAUUCUGCUGGCACUGCGUUUUCUGCAGGGAGUGGCUUCGCUCACAUUCAUUGCCCUCAUCGUAAUAGCCAUUGCAUUAACAGAUCUAUCAAUUCCGGACAUGUUUGCAUGUGUUCUUGGUUUUAUCCCAACUGGUUGGGCUCUACUGUCUCUAGCCAUCACAUGGAAACGGGUGCUUCGGAUCCUAGGCUUGUGGGAAACAGUGCGUGAGUUUGGGCGUAUUUAUGAUGCUGCAAUGGGUAUGCUCAUAUUUUCUCCAGUCGCUCUUCUUUCCUGGUUCCCUUUCAUCUCCACGUUCCAGUCUCGUCUCCUCUUCAACCAAGCCUUCAGUCGCGGCCUUGAAAUCUCCAUUAUCCUCGCCGGAAACAGAGCUAAUGUUGAAACCUGAUGAAAGAGAGGGAGAAGUUAGUGUGGAAGUAGAAGAAGGAUUUAGAUAUAUUUGUUUGUAGAGUUUGUAGAACGUCAUUGAAAGCUCAUUUGACUCGGAGGAUUCUAUUUGUUUGUAAUCUUUUUUUUUUUUGCUCUCUCUAUGCUUAAUCUUGGGGUUGUGGUAUUGUAUUUACUGUUUAUUGUCAUAGGUUGACUAUAAUCUGAUAACUUGAUUUUGGUAAAUUGAAGAUUUGUUUAUUA
Molecule: messenger RNA, 5882 nt
Organism: Camelina sativa (false flax)
Lineage: Eukaryota; Viridiplantae; Streptophyta; Magnoliopsida; Brassicales; Brassicaceae
Source: RefSeq, a predicted model, not a curated record